Messenger RNA from Suillus fuscotomentosus, 984 nucleotides. Its product is annotated as citrate lyase beta subunit. Gene Ontology annotation, biological process: oxaloacetate metabolic process. Lineage: Eukaryota; Fungi; Basidiomycota; Agaricomycetes; Boletales; Suillaceae. The transcript is spliced from 10 exons. Bases 1 to 984 code for a protein of 327 amino acids. Gene Ontology annotation, molecular function: magnesium ion binding; catalytic activity. The record is from RefSeq and is a predicted model, not a curated record.
AUGCGUACACUGAGUACUGCUGGUAAUGGCAAGACUGACCAGGCGCUUCGUCGGUCAUAUCUAUACGUACCCUCGUCGUCUGACCGGAUGCUGGACAAGUCUUUGAGCACACCAUCCGACAUCAUCAUAUACGACCUCGAGGACAGCGUACCGCCUUCUCUUCACGACAAGGACAGUGCAAGACAACGGCUGAGUACGUUCCUAAGCCGCACACCAGAGCACAAGCUUCCGCACCCCGAGCGUAUCGCUGUCCGCCUAAAUGACAUUACUACGCCUUUUUUUGAGAACGAUAUAUCCGAAAUCCUCAAGUCACCUUUCGUCCGAACACUCGUACUGCCCAAGAUCCACUCCGCCCGCGACCUUCAUCACGUCUCGCGAGCCGUUCGAAUUUCACGGGCCAGAACCUCCACGUCAUUCCCCAUACGAAUCAUUGCGAGUGUCGAAAGCGCCCGCAGCGCAUGGAAUCUCGGGGAGAUUGCUUCUUGGGCUUCGGAGUAUGGCCCAGAUGUUGGUGGGAAGUUGGGCGCUCUACUCUUUGCAGCAGAAGACUAUUGUGCUGAUACUUCGGUGGUGCGGACGCCUUCGAGGCUUGAGCUUCUAUAUGUACGUUCCCAGAUUGCAACUGCUGCCAAGGCUUUCGGAUUGGAUGCCAUAGAUAUGGUCUGUGUCAACUACAAAGACCUUAAUUAUCUAAAAGACGAAUGCGAAGAUGGCCGGAGGCUUGGUUUCAACGGGAAGCAAGCUAUCCACCCCACACAAGUUGAUACCAUUCAUUCGACAUUUGUUCCUACGGAGAAGGAAAUUCUUCGCGCCGCAAAGAUUCUCCACCAAAUGGAAGUUGCACAUUCAUCUCAAAAGGGCGCCUUUGGCCUAGAGAUGGAGGGGGGUGGUAAGGAGAUGAUCGACGCUCCGAUGUUGAAGCAGGCUGAGAAUAUUAUUCGAGUCGCUAAGGCAGCUGGCUUGGAGAUUCCUGGUGUAGGUUAA